Molecule: messenger RNA, 948 nt
Organism: Ooceraea biroi (clonal raider ant)
Lineage: Eukaryota; Metazoa; Arthropoda; Insecta; Hymenoptera; Formicidae
Product: oxidative stress-responsive serine-rich protein 1
Biological process (GO): cellular response to hydrogen peroxide
Source: RefSeq, a predicted model, not a curated record
UAUCGCCUCGGAUUCGCAACGGCGCGGCUAUCGAUGUGAUGAUCUGGCACGAUUCCGUGCUGUCGCUGAUGACAACCCGCAGCGAGACCACGAGCAUGGCCGAGGAAGACGACGUGUUGCCGGCGCGCCUGCGGAGGCUCGAGAUUGAUCGUCGCUCGACCAGCUGCCCGCAUAUCGCAACGACAGACAAAUCGAAACCGAAUCUAUUCAGGAUAUUCGGCGCAAGCUCCGACAGCAGCUGCUUAUUCCGGAGAAGAUCCGUGCCCAAUAGGCCUACCAUGUUCUCGCUCAAUUCGAGGGGCAUCAAGAGUACAACGAACUUCAAGCCGUCUAAGAACGAGAGAGCGGUCGAGAAGACCAAGCGCAGCGUCCUUAGAGAGGCUAUUCUAAAGUUAAGCGCGCCCAGCACCGGCGGCCUUAGUGAUAGCUCGGUGGACACGUUGUUCAGCAGCACGUGUAAGCUCAGUAUUUCCAGUAAAAGUCCCAAGAUGCUCGAUCACAAGUCGGUCAUGAAGGAUCUCAAGGCGCUAAAGAUUGGCAGGGACUGCAGGCAUGCUAAGGACGACACUAGCAUCCAGGACGACGACCUCGAGGCGGCCGGUACGUUUCAGCGCGCUCGCAGUAACACGAUGCCGAACCUGAAGAGAGGUCCGGGUCCCGGUGGCGGUGCGGAGCAACGGACGGCAACAGGCAGUAGCGGACAGUCGGACGCGAGCGGAGGUAUGACGGGGCAACAGCAAACGUCCAGCUCGCCGAACACUUGUUCGAUACAGGCACGGAUAUCGCCACCGUCCUCGAGCGACGUGACAAUCGGCGAACUCGCCGGCUACUUCGAGGAGUUUGUCCAUAUUCCAAAGAAGAUGUCGCACAUGGCGGAGAUGAUGUACACUUAAUGAUAAUUGUAAAGUAUCGAGUACGAGUCGCGGAUAUACAUACAUCCAUACACCG